AUGCUUCCCUCACAACUGAAUGGUUCGCCAAAGCGUGCCAAUCUAUUUCCACGCCCAUCCUCCUCACAAGGGACAUAUUCACCACAGCCGAGGCCCAAAUCCGCCAUAAUUACACCCUCUAAUGGAUUAGAAUCAGCUAGAGGCCAUCUGCGCAACUCGUCCAUUUCACAAUUGUCGCCGACAUUAUCACAACGGACGAAUCGCGAGCGGUCAAAUUCGGCGAAGAAUAGUCCUAGCUCUGGAACAUUUGCUCCAAGCUUCAUCAAGGCAGAAGAGCGACGACGCGGAGCAGAUCAGAUUCGUGGCCUCGAAGGAGAAAAUGACUUCUCGGGCAACAAAUAUGUGUGGCUGCGAGACCCUCAAAAGGCUUUUGUGCGGGGGCUGGUCCUCGAGGAGCUCGAAGGGGGCCGCCUAUUAGUGCAGAGCGGUGAUGGCGAGCAACGGGAGGUAGAUGCGGAUCAGGUUGAUAAGGUCAAUCCUGCCAAGUUUGACAAGGCAGAUGAUAUGGCAGAACUCACACAUCUGAACGAGGCGUCUGUAGUGCAUAACCUGCAUACUAGAUACCAGUCUGAUUUGAUUUAUACUUACUCGGGACUUUUCCUGGUAACAAUCAAUCCAUACUGCCCUCUACCAAUCUACACCAAUGAGUACAUCAAAAUGUACAAGGGUCGUGGAAGAGAGGAGACGAGACCUCAUAUCUUCGCAAUGGCGGAUGAGGCCUUCCGAAAUCUUGUGGAAGAGGGCAAGAACCAAAGCAUUCUUGUGACAGGAGAGUCUGGUGCAGGUAAGACAGAGAAUACGAAGAAGGUUAUCCAAUACCUCGCGGCAGUCGCUACUUCUGAUACACCAUACGGUCGUUCUGGAACGAAACAAAUUACUGGUCUUUCGCAACAAAUUCUACGCGCCAAUCCUAUCCUUGAAGCCUUUGGAAACGCUCAAACCGUCCGCAAUCACAAUUCGUCCCGGUUUGGAAAAUUCAUUCGCAUCGAAUUCUCGCGAUCUGGCCAAAUUUCUGGUGCUUGGAUUGAUUGGUAUUUGCUUGAAAAAUCAAGAGUUGUGAAGCCCAACCCCGAUGAGAGGAACUAUCAUAUUUUCUACCAGCUUCUUCAGGGCGCGGACAGCCAAACUCGCGAGAAGCUUCUUCUGUCAGACCUUCAAAUCGAGGAUUUUGCAUACAUGCGAGACGGGAAUGAUUCAAUUGUCGGCGUCUCUGACCAAGAAGAAUGGAACGCGUUGAUUGAGGCUUUCCAUGUGAUGAAUUUUGAUGAAGAGGAUCAACUGUGCAUCUUGCAGACUAUCGCUGCUGUUCUGCACCUGGGAAAUGUCGGCGUUGCGAAAGCAAGUGUGCGCGCAGACCAGGCAGCUCUCGCACCCGAUGGGUACUCUAGUAUGGAAAAGGCUUGCUAUCUUCUUGGUAUUGAGGCCGAUGAUUUUGUCAAAGGUCUCUUGCAUCCACGCGUAAAAGCUGGCCGUGAAUGGGUGGAAAGGGUUCAAACUCCAGAUCAGGUCCGCAUGGGGCUAGAUGCCCUUGCGAAGGGUAUAUACGAGCGUGGAUUCGGAGAUCUGGUGACCAGAAUCAAUAGCCAACUUGGCCGUUCGAUGGCAAGUGACGACAACUACUUCAUUGGGGUUCUCGAUAUUGCUGGAUUUGAGAUUUUCGAUCACAAUAGUUUCGAACAACUCUGCAUCAAUUACACAAACGAGAAAUUACAGCAAUUCUUCAACCAUCAUAUGUUCGUUCUUGAGCAAGAAGAAUAUGCAAGAGAGCAAAUUGAGUGGCAAUUCAUCGACUUUGGGAAGGACCUGCAGCCAACAAUUGACCUCAUCGAGCUGACAAACCCCAUCGGCAUUUUCUCUUGUCUUGAUGAGGAUUGUGUAAUGCCCAAAGCAACAGACAAAUCCUUCACGGAGAAGCUUCAUGGCCUUUGGGACCGCAAGACCCCGAAGUAUCGCGCAUCUCGUCUCAGCCAAGGCUUCGUUCUCACCCAUUAUGCUGCAGAGGUCGAGUACACUACCCACGACUGGCUAGAGAAGAACAAGGAUCCGCUCAAUGACAACAUCACACGUCUCCUCGCUGCCUCGAAAGCCCCACACGUCGCAAAUCUUUUCUCCGAUUGUGCAGAUUCCGAGGAGGACGGCGGCAACCACCCCAGGAGUCGUGUCAAGAAGGGAUUGUUCCGCACAGUCGCCCAAAGGCACAAAGAACAAUUGUCUAGCUUGAUGGCCCAGCUACACUCAACACAUCCUCAUUUCGUCCGUUGUAUCCUGCCUAAUCACAAGAAGCGGGCAAAGACAUUAAAUGCCCCAUUGGUAUUGGACCAGCUGCGUUGUAAUGGUGUCUUGGAAGGUAUCCGAAUUGCUAGGACCGGAUUCCCGAACCGGUUGCCAUUCACAGAGUUCAGACAACGUUACGAGGUUCUCUGUCAGACCAUGCCGAAGGGAUAUCUCGAGGGACAGAGUAUUGCUCGCAUCAUGUUAGAAAAGUUAGGCAUGGAUCGAGCUUGGUACCGAGUUGGUCGCACGAAAGUAUUCUUUAGAGCUGGCGUUCUGGCCGAUCUAGAAGAAAAGCGCGACCAACUUAUUCGAAGUAUCAUGACCAAGUUCCAGUCUGUGGCACGAGGAUUUGUUCAGCGUCGUAUUUCAAACAAGCGACUCUAUCGCGCUGAGGCGACCCGAAUUAUCCAACAGAACUUCCACGCUUACCUAGACUUGAAAGGAAACCCAUGGUGGCGCAUGUUUUCGAGAAUGAAGCCCUUGCUAGGCGACACGAGAAACGCCAAGGAGGUCAAGAAGCGUGACGAGAAGAUCCAGCAGCUUGAGACCAAGAUGAAGCAAGACCUCGCCGAUCGCCAUAAACUGGAUGAAGAAAGACGCCGGACGGAGAUUGAGAUUCAGAAGGUACAGCAGACAUUAGAAAGUGAACGUGCACUCGCAUUGGACAAGGAGGAAAUCUUCAAACGAUUGCAAAAUCGUGAAGGAGAACUGGCUGAAAAGCUUGCUGGUGCAAUUGCUGACCAGGAAAGUCUGGAAGAACAACUGGAUGAGCUGGUUGAUGCGAAGAGAAAGAUCGACGACCAGCUGCAGCUCCGCAUUAAUCAGCUAGAACAGGCCGGCUUGAUCAUCGAGCAACUCGAGUCAGAAAAGAACAGUCUACAUUCCAAGGUUGAAGAGCUCGAUGUCAAGCUUUCAGAAACCGAGGAGCAGUUCUCUGAAAAGAACAACCAAAUUCAAGAACUGGGUCAAGAGAUCAAGAUGCUGCAGAGCCAUCUCAGCUUGAAAGAUCGUAAGCUUCAAGACCUCGAAGCUAAAUUGUUGAAGACCGACCAAGACAUUGAGGUCAAACUGGCAAACACCUCGAAGGAGCUCGAUAAAUCCAAGAAACAAGUUCAAGAUAUCUCCGAAGAGAACCGGUCUAUUCGCGCUCAGAUCUCCGAACUCUCGAACACUUCCACUGGCUAUGAGGACCUGCUUCGCCGCAAGGAGAGCGAGAUCACCGUCCUGCGCAAUGAUGUUCAAAAACACGAGGAAGAAAAGCGAAAUAUUGAGUCUGAGAAGGUUGCUCUCUCAUCACGCCAUGACAAUAUGCAAUCUCGCCUUCGUGAGGUACAAGCUGAGAGAGAUGCCAUGCGUUCCGAACAGACUCAACUUCAACGCGAAGCUGCGGACCUCAAGAACCUGCUUGAGAACAAGAGAUCCGAGGACGCCGAGGCUGGAGAGAGCAGGAAGCUACUAGAGCAGCAGGUUCAUGAUCUCAAAGGCCAUCUCUUCCAAGCUCAAGCCGACCUCAGCCGAGAAAGGCAGUCACGCGAUGAUGUACAAAUGCUCGCCGAACAUAAUCUCGCGCAAUUGACUCAGAAAUAUGAGACCCUGAACGACUCCAAGAUCACCAUCGAGAAGGAAAUGUACAUUCAACAAGAUAGUUUGCGUCGGGCUACAGAGGCGAGAGUUGCGGCUGAGACGACGCGCAAAGAGCUGCAAAGCGAGUUGAUCAAACUCCGGGAGAGAUUCACGGACGCUGAAACUGCCCGUAUGAAUGCCGAGGCUGAAAUUGAACGAAAGAUCAUGACCCAGGCCGAGGAGCGCAUGUCAAGCUCACGCAAAGAUCUGGCAGAAAAGGCACGCCAGCUUGAGGAAGUCGAAACAGAGCGCUCGAAACUUUCAGGGCGCAUUCAAGAACUUAUGCACUCAAUCUCUGAAUCUGAGAACUUCCGCCUGCGCCACGAUCAGCAUAAGGAGCGCCUUGAACGAGAGCUCGUCACCCUCAGAGGCAGGUUGACGGCAUCUGAAAAUGAUAACAGGUCUCUUUUGACUAAGAUUCAGCAAAAGAACCUUGACAUCGCUCGGUCGAACUCAAAGGCCACUGACAAUAAUCGACUCCGUCUCACUAACCUCCAAAAGGAGAAGGCCAGGCUCGAUGAGGAAACCAAGAAGCUGAGUCGCCAAGUAGAAGAUUCUCAGGUUACGAUUACGUCUCUAGAGAAGCAGAAGGAGAAGUUAUCGUUGAGCUUGGAAGACCUCAAUCAUGAGGUCAAUCGCGAACACAAAACUAGCCGUAAUGCUGAGAAGGCUGCCUCAACGGCCAAUCUGCAAUUGGCAGAAGCCAAUCGCAAGCUUGAGACCGAGCGCCAGCUUCGCACUCAGGCUCAAGCCAAUACUCGACAGACCCAGGGCACGCUGGAUAGAGCGAACAAGGAAAUUGAGGACCUACACCGGCAACUGAUAUUGCUGCACAAGGUCUUUGAGCCCGAGGCUACUGAGCCUACGCAGUCUUGGGAGGCCGUUCAGCCACACCUCUCCAAGCAAGUUGAUUUGGCCCAAGUCCUCGAAGCCGUCCAGAACAAGCUUGGAGUUACCGAGGAGAAGUACUCAAGAGCUGAGAGUCAGCUUGCCGAAAUGCGCCGGCGUCAUGCGGAUGAAAUGAAGGAGCUCGAUACCAAAUACUCAUCCUCUAAGCGGGCUUUGCUCGAAGAGAUCGACCAAAACGAAGUGGCCAAUAACCGGACUCCUGCUCAUCUGAGGAAGAAUUCUGAGAACGCUGUGAAGAGGUUUUCUAACCCCACCACUCCCAAUCGACGCUACAAUGUUUUCGAAGCAGCGAAUGAUUCCGCGAGGUCCGACCGGACGGUGGAUACACAGGGCUACCAAAGACGGAUGGAUACAGCUGCGGAGCUGGAAGAACUUCAGAACAAGCUCCAAAUGACCGAGAUGCAAAACAAGCACCUUCAAAGCCAGCUUGGACGCUCCACUCCCAGUGCGGACAUCUGGCAGGAUGACAGUCCUUCAAUCCGUCGCAUGCAGCUUCUGGAGCGAGAGAACGGCCGGCUCCAUGACCAACUCGAUGAUUCUUCUAAGAAAGUUUCAUCUCUGGAACGCAGCAUCCGCUCUGGGGAAUUGUCUCUCCGCGACGUACAAGCUAAAUCGCACGAAGAGCUAUACGACUUGAUCAACUCACAGGAGCAAUCCAGGCGCUCGCUUCUGAAGGUUCACAAUGAGACUAUGGCCGAGUUUGGUGACGCUAAGGCCCAUUUCGAGAAGUUGAAACGCGCUAGAGCGAUCUUAGAGGUCGAACUUCGUGAUGCCCGAUCCGAAACCCAAGAGCUACAAGUUGGAAGAGAGCAAGACACGGUCAGCCGUAACCAGCUUCUGCAAGAAUUCUCUGAUUUGCAGAUUCGCCUAGAUGCCGAGUCAUCUAGGUCUGCUGAUCUCGAAUCAAGCCUUAUGUUAUACAAGAGUCGAUCCGAUGAGUACUUCAACAAGCUCGAACAAGCUGAGAUUGCUGUGAUGAAAGCUUCACGCGCAGAACACUUCGCUAAGUCCCAAGGACAAGAAGCCGAGGAAACCUGUGCCCAGAUCAUGUCCGAGCGUAAAGAAAUGGAUGCACUUGUUGAGGACUUGCAACGUCAGUCCCAGUCUCUUGAGGCUCGCAUGGAAGACCAAGGUGCAGAGCUUCAGGCUGCGCUGCAGGCAAAGCAACGUCUGCAGAACGAGCUUGAAGACUACCGUAACCAGCGCGCGAUUGAUCUUGAGGACAAGGAGACCUCCAUGGAACAAACAAGACAAAAGUACCAGAGAGAGUUCUCCACUCUCAAUAACGAACUCGAGAUGGAGCGUGAGCGUGUGCUCAAUGGUCGUGCAGAGACUUCCCGUCUUCGUGAGGAGUUGGAAGACCUCCGCAGCAAAUGGGACGACGAGGUUCUCAAUAGCUCAACAUGGGCCAAGGAGAAAUCCCGUAUGGAGGUUGUCCUUCAGGAUGUCACCAACUCUCGUGACGAAGCUGUCAACGCUCACAAUGAGGCUCAAAGCAAGGUCGUUUCCCUGCUGUCCCAGGUACGCACACUUCGGACCUCUGUUGAUGACGUUCAGGCGGAGCGCGAUAUUCUUCUGAAGGACAAGAAGAUGCUGGAAGGACGAUUGGCGGAAGCCGGCGAGCGACUUGAAGACCUUGCCAAAGGUGAAAGCCCAUCCAUGCGCAACGCUGCCAGUAUGGACCGUGAGCUUCUGGAACUCAAGUCCAGAAUUGCGCAGCAGGAGGAUGUUUCCGCCGCUGCUGUUGGUAAAAUGCGCCGCGCAGACGCCUUGGCAACUGAAAUGCAGAAGGAAGUCACCGCUGAACGGGAGGCAAAUGCUCAACUCUUCAAGGAGAAGGCUGCAGUUGAGAAGCAGCUAAAGGAGGCCCAGCUCCGGUGUGUUGAUCUCGAAACCAAGAGUUACUCCUCCGGUAGCCAGGAUGUUCGCUUCUUGCACAAGCGAAUCAAGGAGCUCGAAAGUCACCUGGAAGACCAGGAGAGCAAGCACAGCUCUGAGCAACGCUCUCUUCGUAACGUUGACCGCACGGUCAAGGACCUCCAAUCCCAGAUCGACAGGCGGGAUAAGGUUAACACUCAGUUGAAUGACGAUCUCAACAGAGCUCGCGAUAAGAUCGAACGGCUCCUCCGCAACAUCGAGGAGCUUCAGCAUAAUGACUCGGACGCACAGCUGCUGGCCCGGCGCGCCGAGCGAGACCUCCGUGAGGAGCGUGAGAAAGCUUUACGAUUGGAACGCGAGCUGGAGGGCUGGAAGGCCCUACGGGGCGAGCGAGGCAGCACUAUCGGGCGUGGCAUAGCCGCUUUCAGUGACAACGGAAGCCGUUGCGGGAGUGCUGCCUAUGGAUCUAAUGAUAUUCCUCAACGGCAACCCAGUAAUACCAAGGGGUUCCUGUGA
Molecule: messenger RNA, 7200 nt
Organism: Penicillium paradoxum
Lineage: Eukaryota; Fungi; Ascomycota; Eurotiomycetes; Eurotiales; Aspergillaceae
Product: type II myosin
Exons: 4
Coding region: 1-7200 (2399 amino acids)
Biological process (GO): vesicle transport along actin filament; actin filament organization
Cellular component (GO): vesicle; cytoplasm; myosin complex
Molecular function (GO): actin filament binding; microfilament motor activity; ATP binding
Source: RefSeq, a predicted model, not a curated record